Molecule: messenger RNA, 1353 nt
Organism: Knipowitschia caucasica
Lineage: Eukaryota; Metazoa; Chordata; Actinopteri; Gobiiformes; Gobiidae
Source: the annotation of a GenBank genome assembly
AUGGAGGUGCAGUAUGUGGCAGCUGUGCAUGGGGCUGCAGGAUAUGGAGGUGCAGUAUGUGGCAGCUGUGCAUGGGGCUGCAGGAUAUGGAGGUGCAGUAUGUGGCAGCUGUUCAUGGGGCUGCAGGAUAUGGAGGUGCAGUAUGUGGCAGCUGUUCAUGGGGCUGCAGGAUAUGGAGGUGCAGUAUGUGGCAGCUGUGCAUGGGGCUGCAGGAUAUGGAGGUGCAGUAUGUGGCAGCUGUUCAUGGGGCUGCAGGAUAUGGAGGUGCAGUAUGUGGCAGCUGUUCAUGGGGCUGCAGGAUAUGGAGGUGCAGUAUGUGGCAGCUGUUCAUGGGGCUGCAGGAUAUGGAGGUGCAGUAUGUGGCAGCUGUUCAUGGGGCUGCAGGAUAUGGAGGUGCAGUAUGUGGCAGCUGUCAUGGGGCUGCAGGAUAUGGAGGUGCAGUAUGUGGCAGCUGUGCAUGGGGCUGCAGGAUAUGGAGGUGCAGUAUGUGGCAGCUGUGCAUGGGGCUGCAGGAUAUGGAGGUGCAGUAUGUGGCAGCUGUGCAUGGGGCUGCAGGAUAUGGAGGUGCAGUAUGUGGCAGCUGUGCAUGGGGCUGCAGGAUAUGGAGGUGCAGUAUGUGGCAGCUGUCAUGGGUGGCAGCGUGUGCAUGGGGCUGCAGGAUAUGGAGGUGCAGUAUGUGGCAGCUGUGCAUGGGGCUGCAGGAUAUGGAGGUGCAGUAUGUGGCAGCUGUCAUGGGCUGCAUCGUAUGUGGCAGCUGUCAUGGGGCUGCAGGAUAUGGAGGUGCAGUAUGUGGCAGCUGUCAUGGGGCUGCAGGAUAUGGAGGUGCAGUAUGGCAGCUGUUCAUGGGGCUGCAGGAUAUGGAGGUGCAGUAUGUGGCAGCUGUUCAUGGGGCUGCAGGAUAUGGAGGUGCAGUAUGUGGCAGCUGUCAUGGGCUAUGGAGGUUAUGUGGCAUGUCAUGGGGCUGCAGGAUAUGGAGGUGCAGUAUGUGGCAGCUGUGCUGCAGUAUGGAGGUGCAGUAUGUGGCAGCUGUUCAUGGGCUGCUGGAGGAUAUGGAGGUGCAGUAUGGAGGUGGCAGCUGUUCAUGGGGCUGCAGGAGGUGCAUAUGGAGCUGUGGGCUGCAGUAUGGAGUGCAGUAUGUGGCAGCUGUUCAUGGGGCUGCAGGAUAUGGGUGCAGGUGGGGGCAGUAUGUGGCAGCUGUUCAUGGGGCUGCAGGAUAUGGAGGUGCAGUAUGUGGCAGCUGUCAUGGGGCUGCAGGAUAUGGAGGUGCAGUAUGGGCAGUGUCAUGUGGCGUGCAGGAUAUGGAGGUGCAGUAUGUGGCAGCUGUUCAUGGGGCUGCAGGAUAUGGAGUGGUAG